AUGGUCAAGGAGGUCGUCUCCGCCACCGACUUUGACAAUGAGCUCAACAAUGCCGGUGCAAAGCUCGUAGUCGUCGACUUCCAUGCCACCUGGUGCGGUCCAUGCAAGGCCAUCCGGCCCGUCUACGAGUCCCUGGCAAGCAAGACCCCUUCGGCUGUCUUUCUAAAGGUCGACGUGGACCAGAACCAGACCGUAGCCCAGCGCUACUCGGUGCGCGCCAUGCCCACCUUCCUCUUCCUCAAGAACCGAAAGGUCGUCGACACGCUCCAGGGCGCCGACCCUUCGCGCCUCCAGGCGCUCGUCAGGCAACACUCUGCCGGCUCCUCGUCCUCGUUCUCCGGCUCCGGCCAGACGCUGAGCGGCUCCUCGGGCUCGGGCUCUGCCCGUCCCGCCAACCCCAUCGCGGGAAUCACCGACGGACACGAGUCGUUGCUGCCCCUCGUCGACGGUCCGAGAUCGGCGGCGCUCAACGAGGAGGCCGGCCACGGGCUGCAGCAGCUUCUCGGUGGAUCGGGCCAGGGGAGAUACCUUGCCAGCGACGCGGACGAGCAGAUCAUCAUCCAGCUCAGCUUCAAGCAAAAGGUCAAGCUCUCGGCGAUACUGCUGCGCACGAGCACUUCGAACCUGCCGUCGGCUCCUCGACAGGUCAAGCUGUUUGCGAACCGCCCCAACCUCGACUUUGAGGACGCCGCCAACGAGGAUCCAACGCAGACGCUCGAUCUGACGCAGGCGGACGUCGAGGAGGGUCCGGACGGGCCGCCCAUCAAGGCGCUGCCGCUCCGCUUCGUCAAGUUUCAGGACGUCAGCUCGAUCGCGAUCGCCAUCCUCUCCAACCAGGGUGACGAGGAGACGACGAGGAUUGACUCGUUCGACAUCUUUGGCGUUGCCAGCGAGACGACCAACAUGGGCGACCUGCAGAAGCUCGAGGCCCAGGGCCGGCUCGACGGCCGCUUCGGAGGCGGCCAGCCGCCAUCGCGCACCGGGCUCAAGGGCGGCAGCAGCCGGUCCUCGGCGGGCGUGCAUUCCUACUUUCCAUCGGAGCCGCUGCGGUCGCCGUCGGCGACGCAGGGCCGGCCUCCCCCGCUCAACACGGCGUCGCGGUCCGGCUCGCGCGACGACAUCCCGAGUGCGAGGACCCGCCGUCGCAACUCGUCGGCCUCGGCCGCUUCGUUCGUCGACAGCGACGCUGGGUCCGCGCGCACGGCACCGCCGCACCUUACCAGGGAGGACGAGGAGGAGCUCGAGGGAGACGGCACCUCGCCCGAGAGCUUUGGCGGCUGGCACUACCUGCCGCUCGUCAUCGCGCUGGCCCCGCCGAUUGGAGCCGUCAUCGGCGGCCGGGCCGACGCCUGGAGCGAUGCGAUCCUCCUCUUCCUCUCGAGCUUCUGGCUCUACCAGUUCCUCCGGGUGCCUUGGGAGCUCUACUACAGCUCGCGCACCCGCCGUAUCCUCAGCCACGACUACGCCGACGACGAGGCCGACGAUCUCGAGGGCGAAGACGACGACGGCAAGGACGUCGACGUCAGCCUCGACGUCGGCGAUGGCUCGCGCCAGGACGCAUCGGCCGCGGCUAUGGGCCGCACGGGCAGCGGCGACUCGUCGAGCCGCAGCUUCAAGGGUUCCGAGCGCGAGCAGCUGCGCCAGGCCGCCGCCGCCGAGCUGCGCCGCUCGGAGCUGAUGAGCCUGCUCUUCUGCGUCCUCAGCCCGCUGAUUGGCGCCUAUCUCCUCAACUGGAUCCGAGGCUCGAUGGUUGACGGCGGCCGCUACCUCAACGUCUUCAACAUCCGUCUCUUUACGUUGGCGGCCGGCAUCAAGCCGUGGACGCACGCCAUCAAGCUGAUCCGCAACCGCAUCCUCCACCUGCAGGAGGAGGUCCACUACCCGAGCUCCAAGGUUGAGGGGCUCAACAAGCGGCUGCGACGGCUCGAGGCGGACCUCGGCAGCAUCCGCCGGAUGAUUGCCACCAAGAACGACAUCCGCGUGCUGCGCGACGUCGACGCCCAGCUCGGCCGCGCGGUGCGCCGGUCGGAGAGAAAGGAGGAGCACCUCCGCCUCGGGGCCGAGGAAAAGUUUCACGAGGUUGAGAACCGCCUCGAGGACCUGCUGCGCGAGGUGGCCAUCAACGCCGAGCUGAUCGAGGAGGAGCGGCGGGAGCGAGAGCGCGCCGCCAGCAUGCGCAUCUCGCUCGCCGAUGCGUUCAAGUUCCUGCUCGGCGCCGGGCUGACAAUCCGCACGGGCGGCGGCAGCGGGUCUAGGCACUACCUGCACGACGCUCCGCGCAGCCUGCCCUCGGCCUCUUCGCUGGGCAUCGGCUCUGGUUCCAGCUCCGGCUCGCCCACGCACGAGCAGCCCAUGCUCUACGGCGGUCAGCCAUCGCCGGCUCGCCACGCUCCGUACGCCCAGCAGUCGCAGGCGCACCACGCACACCAGAUCCUUCAGCCGCAGCAGCCGCAGCCGCAGUACCUGGGGUCUCAGCGUGGAGGCUCGCCGCCAAGGGGUACAAUGCCGUCGGCGGCUGCUGAAGCGAGGAGUCCGCCGGCUUCGAGCGCGGCUGCCGGUGCCGGUGCCGGUCCUCGCGGUCCGCCGUCGGGUGCGCAGGGCUCGCCGUCGCUCGACAGCCACAUGAUCUCGCGCUACUACGAGCGCAACGGCAUGUCGUCGGUCUCGCACCCGUGGUGGGAGCAGGGCAUGGCCUUCUACCUCUUCCUGCCGCUCAACGUGUCGUCUGCGGCGAUCCGAUUCGCCGGCGAAAAGGUGCGGGGCAUCCUCGAGGACAGCGAGGAGUUUUCGCUCAAGAAGCAGCGCGCGCAUUAUGCCGCCAUCGCGGCGCAGCAGCAGCAGCAGCAGCAGCAGCAGCAGCAGCAGCAGCAGCAGCAGCAGCAGCAGCAGCAGUCGUCGCAGCAGUCGUCGUCGCAGUCGACCAAGGCUCGGCUUUCGCCCAGCCACGUUUCCGGCCCCAAGCUGAUGAAGGCCAGCCACGCCAGCGGCAACCUGCGCGGUCGCAGGACAGAGUAA
Molecule: messenger RNA, 3015 nt
Organism: Pseudozyma flocculosa PF-1
Lineage: Eukaryota; Fungi; Basidiomycota; Ustilaginomycetes; Ustilaginales; Ustilaginaceae
Exons: 5
Coding region: 1-3015 (1004 amino acids)
Source: RefSeq, a predicted model, not a curated record